Molecule: messenger RNA, 1599 nt
Organism: Arabidopsis lyrata subsp. lyrata
Lineage: Eukaryota; Viridiplantae; Streptophyta; Magnoliopsida; Brassicales; Brassicaceae
Exons: 5
Coding region: 1-1599 (532 amino acids)
Source: RefSeq, a predicted model, not a curated record
AUGUCUUCCUCAGCCGUCUACGUUUCGGACAACGAAGACGACAUCCAAGGAAUCCAUGUUCCCAGAGGGGACGAAGUCUUCACCCAAAGGGGAGACAAAUUUGGUCCACAUUUCAGGUCUCAAUCGACCCAUGCUUCCCUUGGCGCUCUUCGUCGUCUGUGCAACAUCCCUCAAGAAAUAGAAUUCUCUCUUCCUAGACCAAACGAGUCUCCAGAAGUAGUGCGAGAGGGUUUUUGUUGUGCGUACGAAGUUUACUUCAAAGGGAACCAGACGAUCCCCCGCCCAACUGUUGACUUCCUAUCUUUCUUUCGAAUCGUUUCUGAGGGUGAAACAAAUUGGAAUUCCUUCACCCUUCAACGCAUUCAUAAAGCGGGGCUUGCUAUCAGAGACGGUCAAACUCACCCCCUCGAUCCUCCUCCUGAAGAAAAAGACACCUCGAGCCUGAAUGCUCGGGAUAAGAGAAAAAUGCAAGCUGAGACUAAGGCUCUUAAGGAUCAGUUAUCCGAAAUUGGGAAGAAAAAACGGAUAGCUGCAAUCUCCAGGGUUGGUAACUUCCACAUGAAGACCCUCCUGGUUGAUGAUGGUUCUUUAGAAGCGGCUCUAUCAAUUGCGGUAGACUCUCAUGGAGCCGAUAUCCCUAACGAUCCUCCAGUCGCCAUCGCUAUUUACUCUCCCGAACGAGAGAGAGAAAAAGAAGUAACCUCUUCAGUCUGCACGAAGAGGAGGGCUCCAGACACGGACACUUUAUCAAACGAGAGACCCAAAAUCAUUCUGAGCUCCCCCUUCCGGGAGACAGUAAUCUCAGAAAAAAAUGAUGAGCCGAGACCGGAGGUUUCCUUGUCUCAAGGAUUGAGUAUUAGGACUCAAAACCCUUUACCUGCUUCGACUUCUGGUGGAGAAGAGAUUGGAGACAUCCUCCGAAGUUUUCAAACCAGGGAAGGGACAUCCCUUCCCCCUUUUUUGGCGUUCAUGGAAACUAAUGGAAUGAUAUUCCAUUAUGAAAACCUUCUUCACCAAGCGAUGAAAGAGACCGCAAAGGCUAGGAAGGAGACUGAUGAGCUUAGAUUAGCCAAUCAGUCCGAGCGACUCGAGAGAGUGAAUGCCCUCGAGUCAUCCUUUGAGAAUAUGAAGAAAACGUUGGAAGCUAAUGAGCAACGCAUCAGAAUCGCGAAAACCGAAAGAGACUCUGCGAGGUCUAACGUUCUUCGCUUGGAAGCUGAGUUAGAAGAGGCUGCGGCUGUUUUCGAAGAAUCGAACCAAAAUGCCGAGCUUUUAGCUAGGAAUAGGGCUCGCGAUAUCGCUGAAGCCAAACAUAACGCUCGGGAAGAGAUAAGGGGCUUUGGUAGGCAGCUCAUUCAAUCUAUUACGAAGUUCACCAAAGACGAAGAGGUCUGGAGUAAACUUCUAUCCGAUCGAGCCGAGCUGAAGAGUAAUCUAGACCUGAUUGAGGAACUAGAGAGCGGGAGAGCUUCAUUCGAGAGUGAGAGGAGAGAAUUUGCUUCUGAACUCGUUGCGGUUGAAUCCGAGCUAUCCUCAGCUUCCCGUCCUUCCCUCGAUCUGAAACAGUUUUCUUCGGUGUUUGGAGAUUCCUCCUCUUAA